AUGAGUGAAACAACUGAAGAGUUGCCGCAGAGUUUGGUGACAGAGACAGAGGAUAAUGCGGUGACAGAAGAAGACACAUCACUGGUGGACAGCGAAGGGAAGAACUCGAAGAGUCUGUCGUGUCUUAACUGCAAUUGUCUUCUAUUGAGACCUAAUAUCGCAUUAUUGAAGUCGUUGCCGUCAGUGAUGGUGCGCGAGGACUCGACGCAUGGGUUGGAAGUGUUGAGUGACUUCUGGAUGGUGUCCGAUAUGUUUCAGUUCGAGAAUAUGGCGUUCAGUAAGAAUGUGGAGGACAUGAAGUACUUGGCGUGCGCUGAGUGUGACAUCGGACCCAUUGGGUGGCAUAAUCUCUGUGACCAGAAGUGCUACAUCGCUAUCAACCGAAUCAAACAUCACUAACACAUUGGACGGAAACUGUGAAGUGAUACCAUUGUCUCAGUAUAUCAUAUAUCAUAUGAUAAUUCAGAUAAGAUUUAAUUAAUAUAUUGAUAAUCAGUACUUAUUUCUACCACUUAUUCAUCUCUCU
Molecule: messenger RNA, 526 nt
Organism: Oppiella nova
Lineage: Eukaryota; Metazoa; Arthropoda; Arachnida; Sarcoptiformes; Oppiidae
Source: the annotation of a GenBank genome assembly